CAACGUUGGUUUCGUUUCCUUUCGUUUUUAGACUUGUCGCUUGUGGGGCCGGUGUCUGGUCUUGCGGGCCUGUGGUAUUAAGGCAUGAGUGGGAUCGCAAAUGCUUGUUUAUCCUGUCUCUCGACAGUUGACCGCUGGUGUCAUAUCACCGCCUGUCUCGGGCCGAUCGGCGGUCGCUCGAGGGAUGGAAUUUACGAGACAACCUUAGCAGAUAAUGAGCGGGAAGCGGUUUCCGACUUGUUAGGCUACCUUGAAAAUAGAGCCGAGACCGACUUCUUCAGAGGCGAACCGCUUAGCGCUUUAAGUACACUGGUAUACUCCGAUAAUGUCGACCUUCAACGAAGCGCCAGCUUGACCUUUGCUGAAAUCACGGAGAGAGAUGUGCGCGAAGUCGAUCGGGAUACCCUCGAACCCAUCCUUUUCUUGUUACAAAGCUCUGAUAUUGAAGUACAACGCGCGGCCAGCGCUGCGCUGGGAAACCUCGCUGUCAAUGCGGAUAAUAAGGUACUGAUUGUCGCCCUUGGAGGGCUGGCCCCUCUAAUACGGCAGAUGAUGUCGCCCAAUGUCGAAGUCCAAUGCAAUGCAGUUGGCUGCAUUACGAAUCUAGCUACGCAUGAGGACAACAAGGCCAAGAUCGCUCGGUCGGGCGCUCUGGGACCGUUGAUUCGUCUGGCGAAAUCCAAGGAUAUGCGUGUACAACGGAACGCGACGGGGGCCUUGCUAAACAUGACACAUUCUGAUGAUAACCGACAACAACUGGUCAACGCUGGCGCGAUUCCCGUCUUGGUUCAGUUGCUUUCUUCCUCCGAUGUUGAUGUACAAUACUAUUGCACAACUGCUCUCAGCAAUAUCGCCGUCGAUGCGUCAAACCGAAAGAGACUUGCUCAAACCGAGUCCCGGUUGGUUCAGUCACUGGUCCAUCUCAUGGAUUCCUCCACUCCCAAAGUCCAAUGCCAGGCCGCGCUGGCUCUUCGCAAUUUGGCGUCGGACGAGAAAUACCAACUCGAAAUCGUUCGCGCCAAAGGUCUCCCCCCGCUUUUGCGCCUCUUGCAGUCCUCUUACCUUCCCCUCAUACUCUCCGCCGUCGCAUGCAUUCGCAACAUCUCUAUUCACCCGCUUAACGAAUCACCGAUUAUUGAUGCAGGCUUUUUGAAGCCAUUGGUGGACUUGCUUGGCUCGACGGAUAAUGAAGAGAUACAGUGCCACGCCAUUUCCACGCUUCGAAAUCUCGCCGCCAGUUCGGACCGUAACAAGGAGCUUGUCCUCCAAGCAGGUGCGGUUCAGAAAUGCAAGGACCUGGUUCUGAAGGUUCCCCUCAGCGUCCAGUCCGAGAUGACUGCCGCCAUUGCUGUUCUGGCUCUGAGUGAUGAGCUCAAACCCCACCUUUUGAAUCUCGGCGUUUUUGACGUUCUCAUUCCUCUGACGGAGUCCGAAAGUAUUGAAGUGCAAGGGAAUAGCGCUGCGGCCUUGGGCAAUCUUUCCUCCAAGGUCGGCGACUAUUCGAUAUUUGUCCGAGAUUGGGCGGAUCCCAACGGGGGUAUCCACGGCUAUCUGAAGCGGUUCCUCGCCAGCGGAGACCCUACCUUCCAGCACAUUGCGAUCUGGACUCUCCUUCAGCUAUUGGAGUCUGAGGACAAGAGACUGAUCAGCUAUAUUGCCAAAUCCGACGAUGUCGUGCAGAUGGUCAAAUCGAUCUCCGACAAGAAUAUCGAGUCCGACGAGGAGGACCAGGAAGAUGGUGAGGGCGAGGUAAUUGCGCUGGCACGACGAUGCCUCGAAUUUCUUGGUAACGGCCCCCGACAAACGCUUGUGGAAGCUUAAUUAAUCCCCGCGCCGUGACUCCCUUUAAUGAUUUCCUCCCUAUAGCUUCC
Aspergillus nomiae NRRL 13137 is the source of this 1871-nucleotide messenger RNA. RefSeq names its product protein anchor VAC8 (gene vac8). The record is from RefSeq and is a predicted model, not a curated record. Gene Ontology annotation, molecular function: protein binding; protein-membrane adaptor activity. Gene Ontology annotation, cellular component: fungal-type vacuole membrane. Bases 85 to 1821 code for a protein of 578 amino acids. Lineage: Eukaryota; Fungi; Ascomycota; Eurotiomycetes; Eurotiales; Aspergillaceae. Gene Ontology annotation, biological process: nucleus-vacuole junction assembly; vacuole inheritance. The transcript has 6 exons.